Varanus komodoensis (Komodo dragon) is the source of this 1731-nucleotide messenger RNA. RefSeq names its product solute carrier family 7 member 9 (gene SLC7A9). The coding region runs from base 122 to 1606 and encodes 494 amino acids. The transcript has 13 exons. Lineage: Eukaryota; Metazoa; Chordata; Lepidosauria; Squamata; Varanidae. Gene Ontology annotation, cellular component: membrane. Gene Ontology annotation, biological process: amino acid transmembrane transport. The record is from RefSeq and is a predicted model, not a curated record. Gene Ontology annotation, molecular function: L-amino acid transmembrane transporter activity.
AGCUGGAUCUCCUUGAGAAUGCCUUUCAGCUGUUUUGGUGAUGGCUGAUCUGAGGCUACGUUUGCCACCCUCUUUACGAAUUGGUUAGUACCUGUGGGUUCCUCCGCAUCCAUUAAGGGACAUGGCUGAAGAAAGCGUAAGACACAGAAAGCAAAGUUCAGACCAAGGAAUGGAGGUGCAGUCUGGCAAGGAAGGCAAGAAACCGAAAUCUAUGAAUCUACAGAGAGAGGUUGGUCUGAUCAGCGGCAUCUGUGUCAUUGUCGGGACUGUGAUAGGUUCGGGGAUCUUUAUUUCUCCCAAGUCAGUACUGGCUAAUGUUGGAGCCAUCGGCCCUUGCUUAAUCAUUUGGGCAGCCUGUGGAGUGCUUGCGACUUUAGGAGCACUAUGCUUUGCAGAGCUUGGCACGAUGAUAACAAAAUCAGGAGGCGAAUAUCCAUAUCUUAUGGAAGCCUUUGGCCCUAUCCCAGCAUAUCUGUUCUCUUGGUCCAGCCUGAUCGUCAUCAAGCCCAGUUCCUUUGCCAUCAUUUGCCUCAGCUUUGCCGAAUACGUGUCGGCUCCGUUUUAUCCAGGAUGUGACCCUCCCAUUGUAGUCAUCAAGUGUCUUGCCACAGCGGCCAUUGUGGUCAUAACCACUGUGAAUGCACUGAGUGUGAAGUUGGCAAGCUAUGUUCAGAAUUUUUUCACUGCUGCUAAGAUGGUGAUCGUUGCAAUUAUCAUUGUGAGCGGCAUUGUGCUCCUCGCCAAAGGACAUACACAAAACUUUACAAAUGCAUUCGAUGGUCCCCCUCUUUCAGUUGGUGCCAUCAGCCUGGCAUUUUAUAAUGGACUCUGGGCAUAUGAUGGAUGGAAUCAACUCAAUUAUAUCACAGAGGAGCUCAGAAAUCCUUUUAGAAAUCUCCCACUGUCUAUCAUUAUUGGAAUCCCACUGGUCACUGUCUGUUAUGUCCUGAUCAAUGUUUCUUAUUUCACGGUUAUGACGGCAACCGAACUCCUGCAAUCGCAAGCUGUCGCUGUGACCUUUGGGGACAGGGUUCUGUACCCUGCUUCUUGGAUCGUUCCGCUCUUCGUGGCAUUUUCUACCAUUGGAGCAGCCAAUGGGACUUGCUUCACUGCUGGCAGGCUUGUUUAUGUAGCUGGUCGUGAAGGGCAUAUGUUAAAGGUGAUGUCUUACAUCAGCAUUAAGCGAUUAACUCCAGCACCUGCUAUAAUAUUUUAUGGUGCAGUAGCUGUUAUUUAUAUCAUCCCAGGAGAUAUCAACACGCUCAUCAACUACUUCAGCUUUGCGGUCUGGAUAUUCUAUGGCUUAACUGUACUGGGGCUCAUUGUGAUGCGCUUUACAAGAAAAGGUCUGGAAAGGCCUAUCACUAUACCUAUUAUCAUCCCCAUCAUUGUGACCCUCGUGUCCAUCCUGCUUGUCCUGGCACCCAUUAUCAGUGCACCUGAGUGGGCAUAUCUGUACUGUGUGCUAUUUAUUCUUAGUGGAUUUGUCUUUUAUAUACUUUUCGUUCACUACAAAUUCAGUUGGGCUCAAAAAAUCUCAAGGCCCGUCACCAUGCACCUUCAGAUGCUUCUGGAAGUUGUUCCACCAGAAGAAGAAACUGAGUAAGUUCCAAACACUCCACCCACACAGAAGCAAAAGCCUAGAAACAGCUCGGCACACAUGUUGUGUCAUUCAACUUCCAUGCAUACAGCUGUAAGUGCUCCAGGGGCACACUUACGAAACACCCUUUA